AAUGACGUUUGAAUCCAGUAAAAGUUUAAAUAAUUUGUAUUAAAUCUUUGAAGCAUUGAACACUGUGUAUAAGUGGAUGACACACCAUGUGUCACACCGAUUAACUAAUACCUUGUUACGUUUUUGCUUCAAAUGACACCGAUUGUGGGACAUAAGCGCACGUGCAGCUUACCUCGCGAAUAUGUCCGACAGCUCUUGAAGGCAACAGCAUUCCUGUGAUCGGAGGCAGUUCAGUUAUCUCCUCCUAUCAGCGCCAUUGUGUGUCAGAGUCUCGGGGAGCGAGGACGGCUUGUUCUUCUGUAGCAGACGGGACUGUUUAAAUACCCUCCAUGUUUCUCUUUCAAACUCCGGCGGACCUGGACGUGAUAUAUGUUUGGUAAAGGUGCGAAGCGGAAGCUGGACGAGGAUGAAGAGGGGUUGGAAGGCAAAACGCUGGAGGCGCCGAUGGCGGGAGGGGGACUAGGCCUCUGUCCGGAGGGCCUGUCCAAGGUGUCGUACAACCUGCAGCGGCAGACCAUCUUCAACAUCUCCUUAAUGAAGCUGUACAGCCAGCGGCCGCUUUGUGAGCCCAGCCUGGAGCGCCGGGUCCUCAUUAACAACAUGCUGCGACGUAUACAGGAUGAACUCAAGCAGGAAGGCUCCCUGCGGCCGCUGCUUUUGCCGCCCUCGCCGCCGGAUGACCCCAUGGAUGAGGGUUACCGUGAGGCACCAUCCUCAUUUGGUGUUUUGUCAGCGACAGCGCAGGUAUCCCAGCCUUCUGCGCUGUUGAUGCCGGUGAUCGUUCCACCGCCUUCACCCCACCCUAUGGUGACUCCCAACUGCCAGGCAUCCCAGGCCUGCACCAACCAUGUGGAGGACGGCCUCGCCCCUCUGGAAGCCUGCCUCACCCCAGCCUCUUUACUAGAGGAGGAUGGUACAGAUUCAGCCAUUUGUACUCCAUCCCCACCAACUCCUCCUCUGUCGCCUCCUCCGGGGCAGCCUCCUUCGUUACCUUCAGCACUUCUGAGCCAGGUGUCCCCCAGGGUCCCCGUGCCUGCCUCGUCCAAUGAUGGUGUUCCCUCCGCACUGAGUGACAUGGAGUUGGGACCUCCCACAGCCAUAACAAGGACAGCAGCAGCUAAUGCUACAACCGUGACUACCUCCCCAGCUCCCACGCCACUCACCCAGCCCUCCCCAGCACCCACAGGCCUACCCAGAGACUGCAGGACUGUGGGUGUUAAACCAGAGACAGAUGGUGUCUUGCUAGCAGAAGCCCGUUGUGCCGAUCUCCGACCGAUGGACAAUCUGCCCACACUGCCCCCUGUUGGCCUCGUAGACAUUUCCUCCUCUUCUUCCUCCCCUUCGGGGUUUCUCUCAGACUUGGCGCUGGAUGAUGUCCUGUUUGCCGACAUCGACACGUCCAUGUAUGACUUUGACCCCUGUACGACAGCGGGGGCUGUAGGCGUAACGGCAGGUGGUGGUCUAACCAAACUGUCGCCGGUGGUGACCGCGGACGAUCUCCUUAAAUCACUGGCUUCGCCGUACAGUGGCCCUGCCCCCCAGGUUUCAGCCAAUCAGCCUUUCAAAAUUGAUCUGACAGAACUGGAUCACAUUAUGGAGGUGUUGGUGGGGUCGUGACUCACGGACAUCGCCACAUCAGAAAUACACAGACAGUUUCAUAUGGAGGACAGACUGGAAUGAACAUUUGGGAAUCUAUUUUGGGGUUUUCCUGGUCGUUGUUUUUAUGUUGUUUAAAAAGAAAAACUCUUCAAAGGUCGGUAAUUGUAAACAUCGAUAGUGAUGUCAAUUAGUACUACUAUGACAACUACUACUACACAAUACUGUGCAUGCACUGUGCUCGACUUUCCAAUUAUGGAAAUGAAGUAACCGGGAAACAAAGACAUACAUAAGAUUGUUUUUCUAUACUUGUGAGGACCUCCAUUGAUUCCUUCUCUAAUCCUAAUUUAAAUUUUAUCCUAGUUUCAAUCUUUAAUCUGAACCUAAGCCUUAAACCUAAAGGAACUGUAAAUAGAAAAGAAAUGAGGACCUGCAAAUUGUUCUCACUCAUUUUUGCAAUAACUUUUCUUUUACCUCACAGGUAUAGUAAUACAAGUGGACAUGACACACACACACACACACACGCACACGCACACACACUCACGCACAGAAUUCAUGACUUUUAGCAGAUGAGUGCCUUUCAAAAUGACCACUUCUUCAAUUCCUGUUUUUACAGUAUUUUUCUAGUUAUUUUCACAGCCUAGAGAGGUAACUCCUCAAUUGUUUUUAAAUUUAAUUUAUUCUAUUAUGUAUUAAAACUAUUAUUAAGUAAAGUAAUUUCUUAUGAUCAAAUAAUAAUUAUUUAAUCUUUAUCUUAUUACAGAUGCUAUGUUUGUUUUGUAAAGCAAGCAUAAAAAGGUUUUUACAAUGAAUACAUUUUUUUAUUAGUGUGCUGCAUUAAAUAUUAGCUUGGCUAUAUAACCACACUUUGGGAAUAGCUCUAAAACACAUUGCCUGGUUAUUUGUUAAACUCUUUUGGUUGAAGGAAAUGUCUUUUCUUGUACACAUCAUGUCUAUGAAUUCAGUUCAGGGCUUAUUUUUGUCUUUCCCUUUCUCAUUGGCAGGUACAUAUAACUGUGCAGGAUGCUAUUACAUGAGCUCGAUCUACGGGCUAGUUAUCAUGCUUCAGUUACAGCAGAAUACAAAUGAGCUGCACCCACAGGAAAGCUUGAUGUGUUUACAUUGGAACAAACAAACAACUCCCAUUCUGAAGCAGAGACUUCAGGCUUUAGACUUUUAUAGGACUCGAGACAAAACAACUAUCACAGAUUACAUAGAAUCGAUCAGAAUCACACAAAGAGAACAGUUUAAUAGAAAUGCCUUUUUUUGGUUUGGCUCCUACAGAAUUAGCAACAUGAGUGACAGACAAAUUACAGCACAGCAUUAAGUAUUAACCCCACACAAACACACACACACACCCACUAUUUGCAGAGUAUAUUUACUUUUGUUUAGAAUAGGAGCCCUAUAUGCCAAAUCUCAGGGUUCUGCUCACUUAUGUGCAUUGUGCUGUACAUAAUUUGAAUGUGGAUUUCCACUGAAGUAGGAAACCCUAACAACAAUGUUAAUCUGAUAAGCACACAAAACACACAAGUGCUGCAUCUAAGAUAUGGGUCACAUGAAGAUAACUAAGGUCUACAUGUUUUUUAUCAAGCGGAGCAUACACACAGUUUUAAAUUCGGAAUACUCAGUUUAUCAGUCAAACACUAUAUGGAAGAGCUCCUUGGAGUAGAGGCAACAGCUGUGUCACAGUCACCUAAACCUCCCUUCUCACACUGCUGACCGUCAUUUAGAAGGAUUGUUUUUAUUGUGUAUUACAGUGUCACAAAUAUUAUCCGUAAUUUGCAUUUAGGCCAACAUGUUGCCCCCCGGAUAGUUAUAAUUCGAUUGUUAGAUGAGGCCAGGAGAACACAAAUCACAGACCUACCAUCUUGCCUUUAUAUGUGGAAGUCAUAUGAGUUACAGGAGCAUAGGAUACAUGGUGUGCUUGUUGAUACAACAAAUUAAAACGCUGUGAAAUGCCUUUUCUUGCCGCAAUAUUCAGAAAGACAGAAGCAGUGAGUCAGCAAAAGUCAGAUUCACUCACUGUGCCUCUUCAGAUAAUGCAAUGAGAUUUUAACUAACAGGCUAAAGGGAAAAUCCACCCUGGGAUCAUUUACACAUUACCAGUAAAGUGCCGUAAUCGUCUUGAGGCUACUUUUGGUGAAAUUUGAUUCUGACUCCUCUUCACUCUGUAUGAUUGGUAAAUAUUAGUGCAAAAUGUUGACUUCUCAAAAGCCCUCAAUUUGAAGUUAAAAGCUGCAUUCAUCAGUUUUUUUUCCAGUUCCAAACAUAACAUAUGACAAAUUAUUACCCAAAAUGUUGUUUUGGCAAACAUGGUAUCUCAUGAAUUCUACAUAUUAGCAUUCAUUAGGAGUUCUGUCUCUGGUCCAAUAAUCACUCUCUCCUUCAGACUGUUUUGGUGUCCACCGGAAGCUGAAGGUGGGACAUAUCUGCCUCUUUAGCUGCUAAUAUGCUCCAUGUUCUGCAAUUCGUUGUUUGGCAGAUGGUGCGCAGUGGGUUUAUCAGAGCUUUCUCAAUGAAAACUACAGCCUGCUGUAGAUGAAAGCACGUUUUGGGCCAGAAUACCGAAACAAUGAGUUAAAAGAAGAUAAAACGGGGAACUGCAGAGUUUGGUAAUAAUUAUCUGUAGUAGUUGUAGUUCAUCACUACAUACGACACCUUACACAUUAUUCAUAAUCAUUUGUUAGUAAUUAUAUAAACGAUAUUGACGCAUGCAGCUUUAAUGUUGACAUCAAACAGCUGUAACUGCUGUGCACUGAAUCCUAUCAUACACAUCAUCUAUGUUUGUCUAGCUUUUCACAGCAAUAUAAGAAAAGAGACACCACAGGAAUGCACAUCACCAACAGGCAGGAUUAUUUUAUCCUUCAAGAGUAGUUAAAUAACAAAUAACACAAGAAACACUAAACACUGAGCAGUGAGGUUGUGGUGGUGUUAAAACGUGUUCCAAUGGAAGAUCAUUUUCAUUUCCCAGCAUGCAUUUGACCUCAGCUAAUAUGUAAAUGAACUGAGUUUGAACUGAAUUCAAAGCCGAGUGUGAACUGAGCAGAUGGCAGCACCAACUAAUACUGUUUGUGUCUUGUUUCUUUUCACUUCGUUUGAAUUUUGGAGUGCUUGUUUUUUUUGUCAAUGAAGUUAUUUAUUCAUCUUGUUUUUUCCCCCCAAUGUAAAUAUAUUUAUUUUUGAUGUGAAGUGAACAUUUGGAUUGUAAAUCUGUGUACAGAAUGUGUGGUAGGAAUGUAUAUCAGAUAGGAAUGUAUCUGUGGAGAUGGAGUGUGGAAUUAUGGGUGGAAGCCAUUUUUUUAUAUUCAAAGGUAGUUCUAUUAUCUUGUUUAUGUUUGUUGCUUUGUUAUUGAUUGUUGUGAGUUGGCCGCCACAACUUUCUACAUCUUUUGUACUCUUUUUUUUAUUUAAUUUUUUUUGUUCAUCAGUUUCCAGUUGAAGGCGAACAGUUCAUGCAGCAAUAUUCAAAAAGCCGUCUCCAACCUUCAGAUGUCAAGACUCCAAAGCCUGUCAUAGACGCUUCAAUGCCAAAAGUAAUGUAAAUAGUAUAAUGAACAUUCGCGCUCCUGAGACUUGGUUGAUCAGUGUUUGUUACCGAAUCUGUUUUAGCACUGUCCGAGCAUGCUGCGGUUGGAAUCGCUGAGAAAGACUGCCCGCAGUCAAGGCUGUUUUCCUCUGCGAAGGAUGUAUUUUACACAGACCUCAGAGCUGUGCCUUUUUCUAUGCAAUAGAACACAAACACACGGAAACUAUCAGCUGAUCACUGUAUUGGGAUCUAAAUGUGGACUGUAGAUAAUAAACAUAUAUAUAUAUAUAUGUAUGUGUAUAUAUAUAUAUAUAUAUAUAUGUAUGUGUAUAUAUAUAUAUAUAUAUAUAUAUACAAAUAUAUAUAGUAUAUGAUAUAAAUGGACAGCUGUCUAUGAAUUUAAAAACAGUCUUACUUUUGUAGUUUUAUAUAUAUAUGUAUAUAUAUACAAUAAACUGUAAAAAGAG
Molecule: messenger RNA, 5589 nt
Organism: Cottoperca gobio
Lineage: Eukaryota; Metazoa; Chordata; Actinopteri; Perciformes; Bovichtidae
Product: SERTA domain-containing protein 2-like
Exons: 2
Coding region: 370-1617 (415 amino acids)
Cellular component (GO): nucleus
Molecular function (GO): transcription regulator activity
Source: RefSeq, a predicted model, not a curated record